UCCACUGCAAGAACAUUCUCUCAACAUGAAGCUGGUGAGAACAUACAUCUCGAUGGCUCUGGCCCUGGUGGUGGCCCUGGCAUGCCUGGUGAGCUGGACCAGCGCCAUGCCUCAGCCUGACCCCGUAGCUGACCCUGACCCCGCGGCUGACCCUGGCUACCGUCGCUUCGGUGGAUUGGGAUAUGGUGGAUACGGCUACGGAGGUCGUGGAUUCGGAUACGGGGGCUACGGCUACGGAGGACACCGCCGAAGCUAUUACGGAUAAGGAUAUCCUACUUGAAGAGAACAUCCAAAGCAGCACUACAAGAUCUUCACCUGUUUUUCUUCUCAAAUAAACUUCAUGAAUGAUU
This is a messenger RNA of Penaeus vannamei (Pacific white shrimp), 350 nucleotides long. The record is from RefSeq and is a predicted model, not a curated record. NCBI's taxonomy places the organism in Eukaryota, Metazoa, Arthropoda, Malacostraca, Decapoda, Penaeidae.